Messenger RNA from Esox lucius (northern pike), 599 nucleotides. RefSeq names its product cytochrome c oxidase subunit 8A, mitochondrial. The transcript is spliced from 2 exons. Gene Ontology annotation, cellular component: mitochondrion. Gene Ontology annotation, biological process: mitochondrial electron transport, cytochrome c to oxygen. Bases 16 to 324 code for a protein of 102 amino acids. The record is from RefSeq and is a predicted model, not a curated record. Lineage: Eukaryota; Metazoa; Chordata; Actinopteri; Esociformes; Esocidae.
ACUACAACUCCCAUAAUGACCUUAGUGUAUCCCAGCACUACCUCGUUGGCCGAUCACCUCCGCAACGUCAAAUCCCGGUCAUUCAAGAACAUUGCUCUCUUCCUUGCUGACAUGUCUGGGCUCUUCAAAGCUAUUUCAACCCGCACGGCUUCGGCUCUGCGGGGAUCCAUGAUCACCCAGAAAGCCAGUGUCUACACUAGACCAGCGAAAGAACCUGUUGGCCCAGUUGAGAGUAUCAUCGGCCUGGGGAUGUUCUCACUGGCUAUCCUGGGACCUUCAGGUUGGAUUCUCGCGAACAUUGAAAACUACAAGAAGAGAGAAUAACUUGACAUGGACUCUUGUCUUUUAACCGGGACUUCUAAUACAUUCUCUUCUGCUCCUGGGACCAUCACUUCAGUAACUUAUAUUUUAAAACCGUAAAACAAAUCCUCAAUCUUAAUGGACUACCUCCAUCUCCAGUUUACUGUCACCACUCCAGUCUGUGGACUGUAUGCCAUUACAAUGGCUGCACAACAUCUCAAGAAUUGUGAAUUUCAUUUGACUUAUUCCAACAAGGAGUAGCCUAUGUUACAAUACAAAUAAAACAUUUAAACUUUGAA